AUGUCCAUGUAACUGUCUUGGAGAGGACUGUGAUGUGAAUUAAUAAGUGUGUAGAAUUCAAGGAAAACAGUAAAGGAAUAUAAUACUAAAAAAGGCAAUUGACUUUGAACAGCUGUGAAAACUCAAAAAAUGCCAGUAUCACAUGGACUUUUAUCAGCCACAUUAGGUUUCCUAAUCCUGCAAGGAAUAAUGGCUGAAAAUAGUACUGGUGUUCCAUCUCCUAAUACAAAUACCUCUACAGUAGAUCCAUCAAGCAAUCCUCUGUCAACACUACUUGUAACAGGGCUUUCUUCACAAAGUACUGAAAGCAAACUGACAACAAACAUUUCAAGUGCAGUGACUUCAGCUCCGACUGUGGAGCAGUCAUCACAGCUAACUAACAGUACUGCUCUGGCAGAAAAUCCAUUAAGUUCACCUUCAGGAACAGCAUUAGUGUCAUCAUCAACUCAAAGUCCUGGAACGACAUCGGGGGCAGGAAAUGUUUUAAGCUCAAGUGGACUAACACCCCAUAUAAAUGAAAGCAGUGCUACUACUGUAGACGCAAACAGCCCUUUGUCAAGUACAGUACAAUUAGCAUCGCAAAGUCAUGGAAGUAGCACUGCUACAGUAAAUCAGACUAAUGCAGUAGCAAUUACAAAUUCUACAGUAGCACAAGAUUCACAAACAACUUCUUCAACAGUAAAGUCAUCAGAGACUUCUGGAAUGACAUCAGCCAUAGUGCCAGCAUCACAAAAUGGAAGUGCUAUUACAACAGCAGCACCAUUGCAAAGCUCUCAAAGUACCUUGCUAACUGCAAACCCAUCAAACACAUCUAUGCUGACAUCAACUUCAGUACCACAAGCUUCAUCCCUUUCUUCUGUUAGUACUACUAAUACAAGUAAUCAGUUGAAUACACAGACCCCAACCUCACUUGUUACAGCACCAUCAUCGCUGCUCACAGAUAGCAUUAGUGUUAUAAAUAACCUGUCAAGUCCAAGUUCAGCUGUUACAUACAUCAUCAUCAUCAUCCAUAACCAGUAUAAGUAAUGUUAUAACAGCUAACCAGUCAAGUACACAGCCCCUGACCACCGCUGUUACACCAUCAUCCUUAACCAGUGCAACUACUAGUCAUACAGCUAACCAGUCAAAUACACAGCCAACAACUUUAUCAGUUACUGGCAAUUCAUUACUGUACAGUACAAGUAAUGCUUCUACAAAUAACCAAAGCAGUGCACCAAUACCAUCCUCAUCUAUUACUGCAGCAUCAGCCAUAACUAGUGUAAGUACUUCUGUUCCAGUUAUGCAGGUUACAACACAAACAUCACAGUAUAACACAAGUACUACUGCUACAACUAACCAGUCAACUACACACACACCAUCCUCAGCUGUUAUGGAACCAUCAUCUACUUCCAAUGUAAGUACUCUUGUUACAAGUAGCCAGAGAAGUACAGAGGUGCCAUUUUCAGCUGUUGCAACUACAUCAUCUCUGCACAAUGCAAGCACUAGUGUUACAACUAACCAGUCAAGUACACUCACACCAUCCACAGCUGUUACAGCACCAUUAAUCACUUCCAAUGUAAGUACUUCUACUACAACUAACCAGCCAAAUACUCAGAUGCCAAAUUCAGCUGUUACAGCUACACCAUCUCUGUACAAUGCAAGCACUAGUGUUACAACUAACCAGUCAACUACACACACACCAUCCCCAGCUAUUACGGAACCAUUAAUGACUUCCAAUGUAAGUACUCUCGUUACAAGUAACCAGACAAGUACACAGGUGCCAUAUUCAGCUGUUACGACAUCAUCGCUGUACAAUGCAAGCACCAGUGUUACAACUAACCAGUCAACUACACAUACACCAUCCCCAGCUUUUACAGAACCAUUAAUCACUUCCAAUGUAAGUACUUCUGUUACAAGUAACCAGACAAGUACACAGGUGCCAUAUUCAGCUGUUACGACAUCAUUGCUGUACAAUGCAAGCACUAGUGUUACAACUUACCAGUCAAGUACACACACACCAUCCCCAGCUGUUACAGAACCAUUAAUCACUUCCAAUGUAAGUACUCCUGUUACAAGUAACCAGACAAGUAUGCAGGUGCCAAAUUCAGCUGUUACAGCUACAUCAUCACUGUACAAUGCAAGCACGAGUGUUACAACUAACCAGUCAACUACCCACACACCAUCCCCAGUUGUUACAGAACCAUUAAUCACUUCCAAUGUAAGUACUCCUGUUACAAGUAAUCAGUCAAGUACGCAGGUGCCAUAUUCAGCUGUUACAACUACAUCAUCUCUGUACAAUGCAAGCACUAGUGUUACAACUAACCAGUCAACUACACACACACCAUCCCCAGCUAUUACGGAACCAUUAAUGACUUCCAAUGUAAGUACUCUUGUUACAAGUAACCAGACAAGUACACAGGUGCCAUAUUCAGCCGUUACGACAUCAUCGCUGUACAAUGCAAGCACUAGUGUUACAACUAACCAGUCAACUACACCCACACCAUCCUCAGCUAUUACAGAACCAUUAAUCAUUUCCAAUGUAAGUACUCCUAUUACAAGUAACCAGACAAGUAUGCAGGUGCCAAAUUCAGCUGUUACAGCUACAUCAUCACUGUACAAUGUAAGCACGAGUGUUACAACUAACCAGUCAACUACACACACACCUUCCCCAGCUGUUACAGAACCAUUAAUCACUUCCAAUGUAAGUACUCUCGUUACAAGUAACCAGACAAGUACACAAGUGCCAUAUUCAGCUGUUACGACAUCAUCGCUGUACAAUGCAAGCACUAGUGUUACAACUAACCAGUCAACUACACACACACCAUCCCCAGCUAUUACAGAACCAUUAAUGACUUCCAAUGUAAGUACUCUCGUUACAAGUAACCAGACAAGUACACAGGUGCCAUAUUCAGCUGUUACGACAUCAUCGCUGUACAAUGCAAGCACUAGUGUUACAACUAACCAGUCAACUACACACACACCAUCCCCAGCUGUUACAGAGCCAUUAAUCACUUCCAAUGUAAGUACUCCUGUUACAAGUAACCAGACAAGUGCACAGGUGCCAUAUUCAGCUGUUACGACAUCAUUGCUGUACAAUGCAAGCACUAGUGUUACAACUAACCAGUCAAGUACACACACACCAUCCCCAGCUAUUACAGAACCAUUAAUGACUUCCAAUGUAAGUACUCCUGUUACAAGUAACCAGACAAGUACACAGGUGCCAUAUUCAGCUGUUACGACAUCAUUGCUGUACAAUGCAAGCACUAGUGUUAUAACUAACCAGUCAAGUACACACACACCAUCCCCAGCUGUUACAGAACCAUUAAUCACUUCCAAUGUAAGUACUCCUGUUACAAGUAACCAGACAAGUAUGCAGGUGCCAAAUUCAGCUGUUACGACAUCAUCGCUGUACAAUGCAAGCACUAGUGUUACAACUAACCAGUCAACUACACACACACCAUCCCCAGCUGUUACAGAACCAUUAAUCACUUCCAAUGUAAGUACUCCUGUUACAAGUAACCAGACAAGUACGCAGGUGCCAUAUUCAGCUGUUACAACUACAUCAUCAUUAUACAAUGCAAGCAUUAGUGUUACAACUAACCAGUCAAGUACACACACACCAUCCUCAGCUGUUAUGGAAUCAUUAAUCACUUCCAAUGUAAGUACUCCUUUUACAAGUAACCAGACAAGUACGCAGGCACCAUAUUCAGCUGUUAUGUCUACAUCAUCGCUGUACAAUGCAAGCACUAGUGUUACAACUAACCAGUCAAGUACACUCACACCAUCCACAGCUGUUACAGAACCAGUAGUCACUUCCAAUGUAAGUACUCCUGCUACAAGUAACCAGACAAGUACGCAGGUGCCAUAUUCAUCUGUUACGGCAACAUCAGUGCUGUACAAUGCAAGCACUAGUGUUGCAACUAACCAGUCAAGUACACUCACACCAACCCCAGCUGUUACACAAUCAUUAAUCACUUCCAAUGUUAGUACUCCUGUUGCAAGUAACCAGACAAGUAUGCAGGUGCCAGAUUCAGCUGUUACAACUACGUCAUCACUGUACAAUGCAAGCACUAGUGUUACAACUAACCAGUCAAGUACACAUGCACCAUCCUCAGCUGUUACAGAACCAUUAAUGACUUCCAAUGUAAGUAAUCCUGUUACAAGUAACCAGACAAGUACUCAAGUGCCAUAUUCAACUGUUACGAAUACAUCAUCGCUGUACAAUGCAAGCACUAGUGUUGCAACUAACCAGUCAACUACACUCACGCCAUCCUCAGCUGUUACAGAACCACUAAGCACUUCCAAUAUAAGUACUCCUGUUACAAGUAACCAGACAAAUACGCAGGUGCCAUAUUCAGCUGUUACUACUACAUCAUCCCUGCAAAAUACAAGUACAGCUAUUACAACUAACCAGUCAACUCCACAGAUGCUGGCUACAAAUGCUACACUGUCAGUAACCAGUGCAAGUACGUUUGUAGUAACGAUAUUCUCCAGCUCAACAGCACCAACAAGUGUUUCUACAGUACAGACCACUGCCAGCGAUCCAGAUGCUAAUAGAACACAAGAUUUAGCAUUUAGAAUCUACAACAAGGAAUAUUCACCUUUUCUAAAUAACUCAUCUUCAUCAGAGUUUAAAAACCUUGAAAAUGAAACCAUUUCUGCAAUUACUCCCGUUCUUCAUGGGCUAUAUGGAAAUACUCUUGAUAAAGUUUCAGUGAAACAGUUCAGGAAUGGCUCGGUUAUUGCAGAUAUGGCCAUACGAUAUACAAAUUCAUCUGUUACCCCAUCCAGUGAUGAUAUUGUUAAACAGUUUUUUAAUAAUAUUAAUGCAAGAAAUGGACAGCUUGGAAACCUUUCACUUGAUGUAUACAGCAUACGAUCUAACACUGUGACUGUAGCCACACUUCCUCCAGUACAAGUAAAUAUCUCCUUCAUUAUCCAAAAAGCCUUCAACGACAAUUUAUCAAAUACUUCAUCAGCUGACUAUGCAUUAUUAAAGAGCAAUACCAUUCCAUGGCUGCAAAAUAUUAUCCAAAACACUUUAAAUGGAUCAAAAGGAAUGGAACCAGCAGUAACCUUCAGUAACAGCAGCACACUGACCCUUGCAACCUCACAGUUUAACUGGAACACCACAGCUUUUCUUGAUUCACCGAGUGUGAUAAGGGCCAUCCUGAAUAAUGCAAACAAUCUGAACUACACCAUAACUACAGCAAGUGUCACAGUCAAUGAUCUGAUGAUUGAUGACUUCCCUAUCCAAAUGGUAAUACAUAAUUGGACAUAUACAUCACAGCUUGGAAACAAAUCCAGUAAUGAUUUCAACAAUCUUAACUCAGCUCUAACCCAAGCAAUAAAAGCAUCCUUCACUGGGAAUGGAAUUAUUGAAGCAAUUGUUAAAAAUUUUACACAACAGGCUGGGUCUGGCUAUGUUGUGGCAAACACAGAUUUGUACUUUAAAAAACAGACAGCAAAUGAAACGGUAGUGAGAAGAAACCUUGUGGAUAACAUCAACACAGUUUCAACCUUGGAUGUGGAUACUACUUCCAUUAUAUCAGCUGAUGCACUGACUGUCAAUUUUGUAAUGCGUGAUACAAUUUACACAAGUGAUUACAACAAUGCUAUGACAUCUAGUUACCAAACACUGUCAUCUGAAACCCAUAACUGGCUUUCACCAGUCCUCAAAUCAGUCACAUUGGCUGUACGUAACCAAUUCCCAGCUUUUAGUUUCAGUAAUGCAAAUGAACUUGUGAAUGCUACAGUUCGGUAUGCAGUCGAUACCAGUCAAACCGGAAAAGCAAUGGAUGCCGUGUUAGCAAUAAUGAAACAGAGGAAUAAUUUUCAAUACACUUUUAUUCCCAACACUUUGAAUGUAAAUGGUACAUACCCCUCAGUCGAUGCUUUUAAUUUGUCUUUGAGGUUUUAUAAUCAAGAUUACAGCACAGAACUACAGCAUAAAUAUACCAAUGGAUACAAAGCUUUCACUGCACAAGUUAGAAAUGGGCUAUCCAAAGUACUUGGUCAGAAUCAAGGUUUUCUUGAUGUUAUCGACAAUGGUUACAGGAGUGGAUCUGUUAUUGCCGAUAUUCAGACCAUGUAUAACUCACGCUUUUCCACCCGAGCUGAAGUGGUGCAACAAAUCUACAACAAUGCCGACGUACUUCAGAAAAAUGGUCUUAGUCUGGAUACAUCCUCCCUGAUGAGUUCUGAACCUUUACAUUAUCCUCCUGAUAACAGGCCUUUCCCAGGGUUUGCAGUUGCUAUCAUUGUGAUGUGUGGUUUGGCAAUUAUUUUAGCCCCAGUAGUAGCAUUCGUGGUCUGGAAGACUGGUGUUUGUUCAAAAAUGGCUAAGGCAUGUGCAUUAAAAUCUCCAGAGGAAUGACGUGUACCAGGAAAAUAAUAUGGCUGGUAUAUCUAUCCAUAUGGACACCUGAAAUGAAUGAGGGAAGAAAAUGAAAAAAUGUAUUUAUAAUGCAUAAAGACUGUUCUGCCUGUUAAUCUAACUGGACUUCAAGCAAGUCUUGAAUUUGUUCCAAUUUUAUGGAAGACACAUACACGGAGGUCUUAUUUUAGAAAUAACCACAUUAUGUCAUAUGCAGCAAUGUAUAACAUACAACAAUGCAAUCAACGAAAUAUCAAAUUAUUCAUUUCACUCCAAGUGUGGCACGCUGCUGGUUUACUGUUAUUAACUCCUCCGUUAUGUUUACAUAUUUCUUGUUGUUAUAUUCAAGAAGUUGCUGACAUUUUGUCCUUAAUCAUUACUAAAUUAAAGUGAGAAAGGUAUUAUUACUCAGUCCAGUAUACCAAUAUAUUAAUACAUUUUUAGGCAUCAGAGCUAGUGAAGGCAAAUUUAAUAACCAGGUAUUCCAUGAUCUAAAAUAAUGAUAUCGCUCCCAAACAAGAUAAAAGAAUGUCAAAAAGAACAACUGCCUGUCAUAUAAGAUCAUAGGUUCAUAGCCAAAAACCCCUAUUAAAAAUUUCACUCCAGCCUCAGGGAGUAUAAGAUAAGAUAGAUGACGGAGAAUAAGACAGCUCAUGUAAUAUCUAGAUUUACCUUGAAGGUGGCAAGGGUACUUCUCAGCUUCACAUGUAUUGGAAUUUGCUCCAGAGGCGGGAGAUAUGUUGGGAUACAUAUCUAUCCCUCCAAUGUGCCUUAUUAAUCUGCUGAUGAAGGUUUGUUCAUUUAACACUGUAUCUGAGAUACCUUUUCAUCUGUGAAGGAAUAGAAGACCAAAGAAGGUUGGAUCUUUCAUCGCUUAAAAGGCUAGACAAACCUCUGUGGAGGAGUCAGUAUGAGACAGCAUAAAGAGGGAGAUACCAGAGUGUCCUGAUAACUAACAUUUUUGAGCCUUUGAUCUUUUUAGUUAUGAAUGCCAAAAUGUGCAUUAUUUUUAAUAAUGGUUCUGAUGAGAUGCAGGUAAAGGGAAAUUAAGACUUUUUUGGAAUUUAGAUGCACCAGAUAGAAUACAUUCUGAACUAUUGCAAAGAAAGGAUGUCAAAUGAUAAGAAAUUACCAACAUAAACACCUAAAUCUUUUAUAAUAUUAUCUGGCUGGAGUGGUGUGUCACCUAUAUGGUACGUGAAAAUAUUUUGUUUAUCAAAAUGAACUAUGCUGCAUCUUUCAUAUUGAAUAUGAGGCAAUUUGUUAUUGUAUCACUUGUUAACAUGGUCUAACCCAUACUGAAGCAAUUGCAAGCAAUUAUUAAACCGAGAAACUUUUCACACAGUACUUUAUUGCACAUGAAAAAGCUUAGCACUUUAGCAGAAUGUCUCCAAGUGGAUGUUAAUAAAACGGAGAAUAAGACAGCUCAUGUAAUAUCUAGAUUUACCUUGAAGGUGGCAAGGGUACUUCUCAGCUUCACAUGUAUUGGAAUUUGCUCCAUUUGUUAUGUAGGGAAAUACAGAACUAUUUACCAAAUGAACUUUUUUCUGAAACUCUUUUGUUUAGCCUUAUCAGUAAUAUACGACUAAAAGAAUAAUUUCUUUGUUCACGAUAAUAUGCAACCAGAAGAUACAAAUGGAGAUUGUCAAUCAAAAAUAAAUUAGCUACAGUCGGUCAAGAAUAACCAGUGAUUUAUUUUGUGCAUUAACUUGCCUUAUUUUAUAAAUGUAUUUAAUAUUACAACAGUACAUAGAAACAAAAACAAGUGACUAUAAAUGGAAUACUGUAACUGAACAGUUAAUAAAUGGUGGUUUUGUUUACUGUA
This is a messenger RNA of Protopterus annectens (West African lungfish), 8180 nucleotides long. Its product is annotated as mucin-3A-like. The record is from RefSeq and is a predicted model, not a curated record. NCBI's taxonomy places the organism in Eukaryota, Metazoa, Chordata, Ceratodontiformes, Protopteridae. The transcript has 21 exons. Bases 1280 to 6355 code for a protein of 1691 amino acids.